CAAUUAGUUUGGGUCAAAGGGUGGAAGCGCUGGUAGCCUAGCGAUAACAAUGACUCGAGUUGUAAUCCUUGGGGUGCUGAUGGCUGCUGUCACAAUAGUUCAAUGCGUUCUUGUCCCUUCUGUUGACAGACCAGAUGAUCACCAUCACCAUGUGCUGCGCCUGCUCGAUGAUGAUGAUUACCCCCGUUCAUACCGCUCUCGACUGAAACUACAAAAUUCUCGGCCCUUUCUCGGAGGGUUAGGCGGGGCUGGAUUAAGAAUCUUGUUCCGACGUGUUGACGACGAGUAUUCAGCGGAACCUGAUUCCAUCUCUAGUUUCUACAGGAUUGGUCACAAAAGGUACAGCGUGGCAGAUGCCCACAUUAAUCAUCUUCCAGGAGAUAUUUAAAUAAGUAGGAUGCCUGAACGUGAUAAGACGGAUUGAAGAUCAUUUCCUACCUAUGCACAUAUGUUUAAAAUUCUAAAUAUUUUAAAUAUAGUCACUACUUU
Leguminivora glycinivorella is the source of this 489-nucleotide messenger RNA. RefSeq lists its product as uncharacterized. The record is from RefSeq and is a predicted model, not a curated record. The transcript has 7 exons. The coding region runs from base 50 to 388 and encodes 112 amino acids. NCBI's taxonomy places the organism in Eukaryota, Metazoa, Arthropoda, Insecta, Lepidoptera, Tortricidae.